Messenger RNA from Triticum dicoccoides, 1878 nucleotides. RefSeq names its product polynucleotide 3'-phosphatase ZDP-like. Bases 130 to 1566 code for a protein of 478 amino acids. The record is from RefSeq and is a predicted model, not a curated record. Gene Ontology annotation, biological process: DNA repair. Gene Ontology annotation, molecular function: zinc ion binding; polynucleotide 3'-phosphatase activity; ATP-dependent polydeoxyribonucleotide 5'-hydroxyl-kinase activity. Lineage: Eukaryota; Viridiplantae; Streptophyta; Magnoliopsida; Poales; Poaceae. The transcript is spliced from 13 exons.
CGCUGCCCCACCUUCCUCUUUCUUCCCGCCCCCCGCCUCCCUCCCACCGCGGCGUGAUUCCAGCGCCGACCACCUACACUACACAAAACCCUAGCCAGUCCCCUCCCCUCCAGCCCGUCCCCACCUCGCAUGCUCGCACCCCUCUUCUCCCGAAACCCCAGCCUCCUCUUCCUCCCCGCCGUCGUCCGCAUCGCCCGCGGAGCAAUGUCGGCCUCGCCGGCCGCCAAGGCGACCGUCUCCGUCGAGUACGCCAAGUCCGGCCGCUCCUCCUGCAAGGGCUGCAGCGCCGCCAUCGCCAAGGGCGCGCUCCGCCUCGGCGCCUCCGCCCGCGACCCUCGGGGCUACGACAGCACCAAGUGGUACCACGUCGCCUGCUUCCCCGCCUCCUCGCUCCCGCUUGGCCCCGUCGAGGAGGUCCAGGGGUUCGACUCCAUUAAGGAUGACGAUCGCGAGGAGCUGCGAGAGCUUGAGAAGAAUAAUAAGAGAGACCAGACUGCAGUCAGUCCAUUGGAAGUACCAAGUCCGAAGAAAGCAAAGGUUUCGCCUAAAGCAGAGGUGGCAGAAAAAGGAAGUGUCUCUGUUGAAUAUGCCAAGUCCGCCCGUUCCACCUGCAAGGCCUGCAAUGCAAGCAUCGCCAAGGGCGCUCUUCGCAUUGGCGUCUCAGUCCAUGACCCCCGUGGCUUCGACAGCACCAAGUGGUACCAUGUCGCCUGCUUCCCCACCUCGUCGCAUCCACUAGGCCCUGUUGAGAAGCUCAAGGGGUUCGACUCCAUUAAGGAUGAUGAUCGUGAGGAGUUACGGGAGCUAGAGAAGAAUAAAAAGGGAGACCAGGCUGCAGUUGGUCCAGUGGAACUAUCAAGUCCGAACAAAGGAAAUUCCCAUAUAUCUUUACCUGAAGUAGAGGUGGCUGAAAAGUCGUCUCCAGGGAACAAAACAGUUGGUACAGCGAUACCCUUUUCGCCUUCUGAUAUCAAGAAAACAUACAAGGAUGCUACCCUUCCCACUCAUUGGAAGGCUUUUGAUACCGUUAUUUUCCGUGAGCAGGAUGAUGGCCUUCAUGCUUCAGCUAAGAUUGCUGCUUUUGAUUUCGACGGGUGCCUCGCCAAAACCUCAGUGAAGAUCAUUGGUGCAGACAAGUGGUCUUUACAGCACAAAUCAAUUCCUGACAAGUUGCAAAGCCUGUACAAUGAUGGCUACAAGUUGGUCAUAUUCACCAAUGAGUCAAACAUUGAGCGCUGGAAGAAUAAGCGGCAGCAAGCUGUUUACUCAAAAGUUGGACGCCUUGACAACUUUAUUGAGUGUGUUAAAGUCCCUAUUCAGGUUUUCAUUGCGUGUGGUACAGGGAAAGGAAAAGGCACACCGGAUGAUCUGUUUCGCAAACCAAAUUCAGGAAUGUGGUGGUUGAUGGCAGAGCAUUUCAAUUCUGGAAUUGCCAUCGACAUGGACCAAUCUUUCUAUGUUGGUGAUGCUGCUGGGAGAGAGAAUGAUCAUAGUGACGCUGAUAUAGAAUUUGCUAAGGCCAUCGGUCUGAAGUUUCACGUUCCUGAAGAAUUCUUCGGUCCCUAGGCGUUCACUGUGAGCAGCUAUGUUAGGUGGUGAAUAAGAUGGUUUACUAAUUGCCGUAGGUCGGUGUCUCAUGUUUGGAAUCUAAGAAUGCCGCAGUUAUUCUGACGUUGCAAGAUCGCUGUUUAAACUUGCCGUAGUCCUUUGGUAGUAUCAUGCCUGUUCGGCUAGGAUCGACUUGAAUCAAUGUACUGGGGGCGGGGAACUGUUGGGAUCUGAGUCAAUGCCAUACUGGGACUCGUCGAUCACUGAUUUCUGUCGCCCAGUUGACUCGUAUAAUUGUCACCAGUGUCAAAUGCGGGUUCACGCCCCCCA